UCUAGCUCAUGGGUUCAGCAUAAAAAUUCAUAAAGAACACACGAGAAGGGAUACCAAUAGCAAAAAGAUUGUUUGCUGCUGGCAGGGUACUAACGCUAUACUUCCGCACUAAAGACAAAAGGCGGAAAAAAGAAGGAGAAUUGGACUUAAACAGGACAUAGUCAUAACACUCUUCGUGCAUUGCGAAAACCCGUGGCACGAUCAUAUCGUGAAAAUAAGUACGUUAACUAAACAGCAACCCUACUGGUACAACUGCUCGCAUUGAUUAUUGGAUCAUUAUCGCGUGGAAAAUGGUUUACCAAGUAUUUUUGUUGGUAUUAGUUCUUACUAGUCUUCCUGGACUCUCAACUAGUCAGAACUAUCUCGACACAAGACCCGAAGGUAAGUACAAGACAGAGGUCGUUUGUGAAGUGAAUACAGCGAAAACAGCAGUUCUACGUUGCGAUAAGCCAGGUGAAAAACUCAGUAUCAAUUCGCUGUUUUACGGACGACAAAAAGGCAAGGAUUCGCUUUGUAACAACAACUUUGUAAAACAAGAAACAUGUGAAAUGGAUGGAUCUGAUAAAAUGAAGAAGGAGGCCAAUCUAAGGAAGGCUUGUAAUGGUGAAAAAGAGUGUGUAAUCAUCGCCUCUGCCUACACGUUUGGUGAUGAUAGAAAAUGCCCUGAUGUCACCAAGUAUCUCUCAAUCAUCUACGCAUGCGUGGUUUACAUUUCGACAACAACAAAACAAUCAACAGCAAUACAAAUAACACCUGAACCACCAAGUAAAGCACCGGCACCAACACCUGCCGCUACUACAGCCGCUACUACAGCGCCUGCAGAAGAAUUCCGCAUCCACAUCGACGAAUACCACAGACUGGACGAGAACGGUCAAGAAUGGCCGAAGCCAAGACGAAUAGAAAAAUGCAACCAAACUGAUGACGUUGACGAUGACAUCAUAGACGACAUCAGCUCUGCGUCAUCGGUGCGCUUUGUUGAUAUUCGUGUCGUCAUAGGAACACUAAUCCCCGUGUUUUUUCUCUUUCUUUUUGCUUGAAUUCAAGUGAUUUUUAAGCUUCGUUUUAAUGAGAAAGAUGCACUUUAGAUUAAUCCUCCUGUGAGAAUGUGAUUGAUAGGUCCAAUCUGAUUAAUACUACAAGAUUUUCUUGCCACAUGCAAGCUUCAGACAUGUACAGUACGAACUGGACGGAUAAUCUUGCUCAUCCAAAAAGCUGAAAUAAAUUCAUGAGAAGCUAUUUGACCUAAUCUCUUAAUACUCAACGAUUUUUGUGCCACAUGCAACCCUCAAAAGUGAAGGCGAAUAUUUUUUCCAGCGAACCGGCAGUCCCUGUAUCCAAGCAGCAUAUCCUACAAUGACAGGCACGAGGAAUAGUCGAGUUCAGUUGCUAAUUGAUAAAAGAGGAACUUUCUGACAAGGACUAACUUCUGUACUGUGAGCGAAAUGAAUGUGCAGGCAGAACUAGGAAAAACUAAAGUAGGUAGUUCACAUUAUCUACGAAAUAGCUUAUACAGUUCUUGCUUUCGUUAGAGCAAUUUUAUUCGACUUUAAAUUCUUUAUUGUUUAGUUAAUAGUUAUUAUUAUCAUAUAAUUAUCUAUGAAAUAUCUAUA
Messenger RNA from Exaiptasia diaphana, 1610 nucleotides. RefSeq lists its product as uncharacterized. Gene Ontology annotation, molecular function: carbohydrate binding. NCBI's taxonomy places the organism in Eukaryota, Metazoa, Cnidaria, Anthozoa, Actiniaria, Aiptasiidae. The record is from RefSeq and is a predicted model, not a curated record. The coding region runs from base 291 to 1037 and encodes 248 amino acids. The transcript is spliced from 5 exons.